AUGAUUCGAGGCGGUCUAGUCACCUUGGUAUACGAUGCCACCCUGAAGUUGCACAGUUCCAAAGCGACCGAUGCCGCUGCAGUCACACAUAUGAGUACCGAUAUUGACCAGAUCACCCAGGGCAUGACAAAUUUCGACGUACUGUGGGCUGCGCCGAUUGAAGUCGGCCUCGCAAUCUACAUCUUAUGGCGGGAAAUUGGGUUGGCAUGUCUGGCGCCGGUUGGGAUUGCCGUAGGCUGUACGCUGGCGGCCUUUUUACUAGGGAAAUUGUCGAGAAAAGCCCAAAGAGUCUGGGUAGACGCAGUUCAGCUGCGAACUACGGCAACAGUUUCAAUGCUCAAUAACAUAAAAGGAAUCCGAAUGUCAGGUCUUUCCUCCAGAUUCUCAACAAAUAUUCAGGACCUGAGAGUGAAGGAGUUGGCAGCAUCAAAAUCAUACCGUCACUUGACUGUUCUCAAGAACACAAUUGGAACUCUGCCACAGGUUAUGGGUCCAAUUACUGCCUUUGUCAUUUAUGUUCUUGUGCGGCAGAAUCAGCCGGUUUCAAAAUGUUUGAGACUCUUGGCACGGAUUUCUUCAAAAAUGUCGACACACGAAAUCUCCGAACAUCGUGAUAUCGAACCAUGCCACCUCGACGCGCCUCCAAGGAUGCCACUGCUGUCAGAUAAUCCGGCUUUCAAAACGAGGCAGAAAGAUCGACUGUUCAAUCUUACAGGUCUAAAAGGCACCUUUAGGCAUAUAUCUGGACACCUAGAUUUUAGCCCAAUAUUUACCCCUCCUGAUAGCUCACAAAUCACCCCGCCAAAGGUGUCUAUAAAGGACCCGGCUUUAAAGACUUGA
Molecule: messenger RNA, 840 nt
Organism: Talaromyces stipitatus ATCC 10500
Lineage: Eukaryota; Fungi; Ascomycota; Eurotiomycetes; Eurotiales; Trichocomaceae
Product: multidrug resistance-associated protein, putative
Exons: 2
Coding region: 1-840 (279 amino acids)
Biological process (GO): transmembrane transport
Cellular component (GO): membrane
Molecular function (GO): ABC-type transporter activity; ATP binding
Source: RefSeq, a predicted model, not a curated record